Maylandia zebra (zebra mbuna) is the source of this 627-nucleotide messenger RNA. The record is from RefSeq and is a predicted model, not a curated record. Lineage: Eukaryota; Metazoa; Chordata; Actinopteri; Cichliformes; Cichlidae.
GGGUGUUUUUCAGAGGUGGUAGGUGGUAAAAGAAGAGGUCAGCAGGAAGAUGGCGAAGAGCGACCAAAGACCAAGAAAAAGAGGCAGUCAGGCAAAGAUGAAGAGUAUUAUAUCCCUUACAGACCUAAAGACUUUGACUCUGAGAGAGGGUUGAGUCUCGGUGGAGAGGGCAGUGCUUUUGAACAGCAGGCCUCUUCAGCUGUCCUUGAUCUCAUGGGAGAUGAAGGCGAUCGCCUUAACCAGCAGAAGAAAAUGAUGAAAUGGGACCGUAAGAGGAAGCGUUUUGUGAGAGAAACGGGAAAAGAAGACCAGAAGAAGAAGAUCAAAACAGACAGCGGUCAGGUUAUCAGUAACAAGAAGAACAGGAAGAACUUUUAUGAGGAGUGAAGGAAAAAAUACAAGAUUGAUGAUACAGGAUCUGGAUCAGAUGGAGAAACAGGCGGAGGAGGCAGGAAGCCAGCAAGAGGUCGUGGCCGUGGCCGACGAGGUCCAAACGUACAGAGCUCCGGUGACCACAAAGCACGCUCGGAGCUGAAAACAAAGGAUCAGAUCAUGAAGCAGCGCAAGAAAAAGCAGAAGCACCAGUUCCUGCAGGGCGGGGGGAUGAGGAAGCUCCGCUCCAAGAAC